ACUUCACUUCAUUGCUGCGUUCUGUGCUGUCUGGCCCGUAAUCCCCAACAGUCUGGCGAUUGUGGUCGUCUAAAGUCAUAUACAGACGAGCAUCUCUCUAUCGCAUCAACGGCAGCCCUUACGCGGCGAUUGCCUAGGAUGGCGCGUGUCUAUGCGGAUGUCAACGCAAACAUGCCGCGGUCCUAUUGGGACUACGAUAGCGUCAAUAUCUCAUGGGGUGUGCUUGAAAACUACGAAGUCGUGCGCAAGAUCGGGCGGGGCAAGUACUCGGAGGUCUUCGAAGGCAUCAAUGUGGUGAACUACCAGAAAUGCGUGAUCAAAGUGUUGAAGCCUGUCAAGAAGAAGAAGAUAAAGCGAGAGAUCAAGAUAUUGCAGAAUCUCUCUGGUGGACCAAACAUAGUCGCACUCCUCGACGUAGUGCGCGACAAUCAAGUCAGCCCUCAAUCUCCUUGUAUUUCUGUAUCGCCUGCAUAUUGUCAUUUUUAUCCGCAUCAGAGAUUUAACGAUUGGACCGAACAGAGCAAAACGCCGUCCUUGAUAUUCGAAUACGUCAACAACACCGACUUCCGCGCCCUCUACCCCAAAUUUGUGGACUAUGAUGUGCGAUAUUACAUCUUCGAGCUGCUCAAAGCUUUAGACUACUGUCACUCCAAGGGAAUAAUGCACAGGGACGUCAAACCACAUAACGUCAUGAUUGAUCACGAAAAAAGAAAGCUGCGCCUGAUCGAUUGGGGUCUAGCUGAGUUCUACCAUGCCGGGACGGAGUACAACGUUCGUGUUGCGUCAAGAUAUUUCAAGGGCCCGGAGCUAUUGGUUGACUUCCAAGAAUACGAUUAUUCGCUAGAUAUGUGGUCCUUAGGAGCCAUGUUUGCCUCGAUGAUAUUCCGAAAAGAACCAUUCUUCCACGGUAACAGCAACUCUGACCAGCUGGUAAAGAUUGCAAAGGUGCUUGGCACAGAGGAUCUUUUUGAUUAUCUUGACAAGUAUGAUAUCGAGCUCGACGCUCAGUAUGAUGAUAUCCUCGGAAGAUUUCCAAAGAAGAGCUGGCAUUCGUUCAUCAAUGCAGACAAUCAGAGAUUCGUCAGCAAUGACGCUAUCGACUUUCUAGACAAGCUCUUAAGAUAUGAUCACCAGGAACGUCUGACUGCCGAGGAAGCAAUGGCACACCCGUAUUUCAGUCCCGUCAAGCAGAAUGCAGCCCAGUCGCAAAACCAUACUGUUGCGUCUUCAUGAAUUUGAUUCACAUCAUUACCGCAACUAUUGUCGAGACGUCACAAGUUGCAGUCAGGCCGACGAAAUUUAGUGCUUUUUGCCACGGUAUCGCCAAUAGCGGUCAGCCUGGAAGCGCUCGAACGUGUGGUGGACGUCCUGACAGCAUUCACAUUGAUUGCCUGUGGAAUACGGGCACAUUAUAUUUGGGCGAAGAGGAAUCAUUAGCGAUCUCAUCAAUGGGAAUAGCCGCGUUUGUGAUCGCAUUGGACUACGACAGCUUGUCAUGGAUAGACGAUCUUCAACCUGUACAUUGUACAUAGUAAUACCCACCGUCCAAUAGACGGACCAUCGGAAAGCCCACUCGCAGCUCUUGCUCUCUCUGCUUGUUUGCUGAGAAUGACUGAUACCAC
Pseudovirgaria hyperparasitica is the source of this 1622-nucleotide messenger RNA. RefSeq names its product putative casein kinase. Gene Ontology annotation, cellular component: cytosol; nucleus; protein kinase CK2 complex. Gene Ontology annotation, molecular function: ATP binding; protein serine/threonine kinase activity. Bases 139 to 1233 code for a protein of 364 amino acids. The transcript is spliced from 4 exons. The record is from RefSeq and is a predicted model, not a curated record. NCBI's taxonomy places the organism in Eukaryota, Fungi, Ascomycota, Dothideomycetes, Acrospermales, Acrospermaceae. Gene Ontology annotation, biological process: regulation of transcription by RNA polymerase III; DNA damage response; protein phosphorylation.